AGUUUCAUUAACAUAAUAUAAAAUAGAUACAUGAAGAUGAAGAGGUUAGAUCAUAAUUGGCUGAUGAACCAGACUAAGAUGAAAUAGGGAAUUAAUAUUAAGCUGAAAUUCUAGCUUCUAAAACAGACAUUAAUCAUGGUAAUAUUUAAAAUACUUCUCAUCAAACUAGUCAUAAUGAAGUGUAAUUCCAUUAAAAAUUACCCAUUUUAUAAAGAUAAUUUGAUUUGCUUAGUCUUCUAGAUUAAGGACUUUAAUUUUAGUCUUUAGAUGCUUCAUAAAGAUAGAAUAGUUCCAGUGUUGCAAUUCAAACAGAAAGUAAAAAGAAGUUUCUUCCAAAAUUGAUUCUCAAU
This is a messenger RNA of Paramecium octaurelia, 350 nucleotides long. The record is from the annotation of a GenBank genome assembly. Lineage: Eukaryota; Ciliophora; Oligohymenophorea; Peniculida; Parameciidae.